AUGAUAUCCAUCGGAUUGUUAAUUUUUUUUACUCUUUCAAUAAAUAGUCAACAAGUAAUUGAAUGUGAUUUUGAUUAUGGAGAAAAAUGCCUUUCGGGUUUACAAUCAAGUUCAUAUGUUUUAUUAAAUGAAACCAGUGGAGAACCACGACAACCAGCUUCAGAUAUUACUGCCAUUAGAACAUCACAUGAAGAUGGAGAAGAAUGUUAUUUUCCUUUUCAGUUAAAUUCAUUUGACAUGUUCUUUUGCGAAAAAACUGAUCCGAAUCUUCCUGCAACAUGCCCAAUUUUCAAUUCAACAGGUCCAAGAAUGAAUUGUAGCGAAGGUGAAUAUGGAUAUGAAAGAUUCGAAGGAGGAGAAACUGGAUCGCGUUUACAUAAACUUGAUAUGAAUCGUGAUCUUGAAGAAGGUGAACAUUGCAUUCGAUUUUUUUAUUAUUUAUCGGAUACAAAUUCAAAUGGAAAUAUUCAAGUUAUAAUUGAAGAUACUUUAGCAAAUACAAAUCAAACAAUUCUUACAGCAUCUCAACGUCUUCAAAAUAGAUGGCAUGAAAUAAGACAAAAUUUUAAUGUCAAUAAUGAUAAACCUAAUAUAUACUUCGGAUUCAACCGUAACUCUUCAUCUGAUUUAUUGCCAUAUUUUAUUGCUAUUGAUCAACUAACUAUUGUUGAUAUCGAAUGUGAACCUGACAAUACUACCACAACGAUUACUACAACUAUAACUCCCACAUCAACAUUAAGUACAAUAAGUUCAUCUACUACAGCGAGUAGUUUAUCACCCAAUACAACAGUAACACUUUCUACAACAACUAGUUCAUUAACCAGUACAACCGUUUCAAAUGUAACAAGUAGUUUACCAUCAAACACAACAAUUACUACCGGAACAUCUACCACAACAAGUAGUUUAUUAACCAGUACUACAACAACAACAAGACCUCCCAUAACGAAUACUUCUAUCAGUACAUCCACAACAAGUCCUUCCACCAGUGCAUCAACAACGAAUCAAAUGGCUACAUCUACAGCAAGUCUUACUACUCCUUCAACAUCAACAUUAACUCAAUCAACAACAACAACAGCAACAACAGAAGGAUCAUCAUCAAUUAAAAUUCGAUCGAAUAUUUUAUUAACUAUUUUAUUUUUAUUUUAUCUUUUUUAA
Molecule: messenger RNA, 1155 nt
Organism: Adineta steineri
Lineage: Eukaryota; Metazoa; Rotifera; Eurotatoria; Adinetida; Adinetidae
Source: the annotation of a GenBank genome assembly